AGAAAGCCGAAGAGGAGAAGCUCCGAACAUAAACCCCAAUUCUGAUACCACUGUGGGUUUAGGCGUCGUCGUCGAGUCGAGCUUCAUAAAAAUGCAAUCUUUGAGUGCUGGGAUCCGAUUUCUCCACAGGCAAACCUCAAAGAUUGCUCAUUUUAGUUCAACCGGAGCAAACCCAUGUCGCGGCGGUAUUGGGUUUAGUAGCUCCAUAGCUUCCGAUGGAGUUUGGUCUCUCUCCAAGUGUUCUUAUCAUUCAUGGGCUGCAUUUGCCAAAACGGGCUCUCAAACUGAGCCAUUGACAUGCUCAAGUACUGCCAUGUUACUCAAGAAUCCUCAACCAGGCCUGCUUCAACAGACAGCAAUUUCACCACCUAUCUUCAGCAGGUGCAUGACAACAGUGGGUACUACUGUUGAAUCAGCAACUCAAGAUUCAACGACUGAGCAUGCACCUUCCCGCAUCAAAUUUAAGAGGCUUGAUAAAACUGCCAAGCACAUAAUGCAGAUCCUAGAUAAGGAAGCUGUACAGGAAGUGAGGGGGCAAAGAGAAAUACCUGAUAUAAAGCCUGGUUAUAUUGUGCAACUCAGAGUGGAAGUUCCAGACAACAAGCGCCGCGUUUCCGUCUUAAAAGGCAUUGUGAUAGCAAGACGUAAUGCUGGUCUGAACUCGACAUUCAGACUCAGGAGGCUAGUUGCUGGAGUCGGGGUUGAAUCACUUUUUCCACUGUAUUCACCUAACAUAAAGGAGAUAAAGAUACUGGACAAGAAGAAGGUGCGAAGGGCCAAACUUUACUAUCUCAGGGACAAAAUGAAUGCACUCAAGAAGCAUUAGUGGUCCCAUUUGCCUAUUGGGAUAUAAACGUUGUUCCCAGUGAUGUCCAUGUAUGACUUAGGUCGGGAACUACCUUUUGUUUUGUCUUUGAGCAUGUUAGAUCUUUUGUAUCUUUUGCAAGUCUUUGAGAUUUCUGGAAGAUUGUUGAAACCGUAUGCUUGAGGUUGAAUAAUAUUACAAAUUGCAUAA
Argentina anserina (silverweed cinquefoil) is the source of this 1015-nucleotide messenger RNA. RefSeq lists its product as uncharacterized. Gene Ontology annotation, molecular function: structural constituent of ribosome. The transcript is spliced from 6 exons. Gene Ontology annotation, cellular component: ribosome. Gene Ontology annotation, biological process: translation. The record is from RefSeq and is a predicted model, not a curated record. NCBI's taxonomy places the organism in Eukaryota, Viridiplantae, Streptophyta, Magnoliopsida, Rosales, Rosaceae. The coding region runs from base 92 to 826 and encodes 244 amino acids.